This is a messenger RNA of Lindgomyces ingoldianus, 221 nucleotides long. RefSeq lists its product as uncharacterized. The coding region runs from base 33 to 221 and encodes 62 amino acids. The transcript has a single exon. Gene Ontology annotation, molecular function: protein binding. Lineage: Eukaryota; Fungi; Ascomycota; Dothideomycetes; Pleosporales; Lindgomycetaceae. The record is from RefSeq and is a predicted model, not a curated record.
AGCGUCAGGGGAAGUACGAGGCGGCCGAGGCGAUGAACCGGCGAGCGCUGGAGGGGAGAGAGAAGGCGCUGGGGAAGGACCACCCCGACACGCUGACCAGCGUAUACUGCCUUGCCUAUCUACUACAUCACCGACACCGCUUUAAGGAAGCUCUACCGCUCUACCACAGAGCCUUCUCUAGCUAUCUUGCCUCUCUCAGACUACGCCAUCUAACCACCUGA